Molecule: messenger RNA, 973 nt
Organism: Triticum aestivum (bread wheat)
Lineage: Eukaryota; Viridiplantae; Streptophyta; Magnoliopsida; Poales; Poaceae
Exons: 5
Coding region: 180-677 (165 amino acids)
Source: RefSeq, a predicted model, not a curated record
UAGCCAUCGGCCAUCGUCUCUGACCUCCGGAUCGGCGAAUCUCCCCUACCUUCGUCUUCCUUCUCUACGUGCCAUGGCAACUGGAUCGGAUCGCUAGCGCCACCCCUCCCCAUCGAUGGAAAACACGGCAACAAGCUCACAGAAAAGUGUCUGAAAACACAGUGGGAGGAGCGGAAAAAAUGAAUCAUGAAGAAUGGGCUGAUCCUUGGUUUUCCGGAAGGCCGCAAGCGCCACCUUGGGAUGCAAUAGAGUACAAUCAACUCAUUUCCGCAGGACCAUUGCUGCCACUACUAGAGCAAUACACGAGCAUAGGUUCUUAUGACACAACCACACAGGCAGAGAUACCAUGGCAAGUUGCAACACAGGGGGCUAUCGGUGAUAGAUAUGCGGGAGACCAACUUCAAGUAGCAAAUGUGGCAAAUCAAGGACCAUCGUGCAACACAUUGCAACCGGAUACCUGCCAUCAACGUCUUACACAGGUUCUUAUGGUACAACCACACCAGCAGAGGUUUCGUGGCAAGAUGCACCAUUGCAGGCCAUCGGUAAUGCAGAUACAACACACCAACUUGAAGUGGCACACCAACUUCGAUUGGCACAUGUGGCACAACAAGGCACUUUGUGAACCAGGAAAACUCGUGCGUUUGCUUUAUGGAAAAACAUUGGGAAAUUGCACUUGACAUGGUGGUGGUGGCAACUAUAGUUGCCACCAAGUGAAUACGUCCAUUAGUCAUCUAUGAUCAUCUGGAUUUUCCAAUUACUCUAUAUGUAUUUGCCAUAUGAGAUUAUCUGCAUUUGCCUUGUAGGCUCAUAUCUAGAAUGCCUUUGAUGUUAAGAUGUUGAUUGCCAUGACUUGGUAAUUGCAGAUGCCAUAUUAUGUCAAUUGUAGCUGCCAUGGCUGGAGAACUGCAGUUGUCAUGCAUGGCCAAAUGCAGAUGCUUAAAGACUUGCAUAUAUGCAUGAUGUCAUGCCAAAA